CUGAAAGUAAAGUUCCUGCACAGGAUCCAUUUUGAUUUGACGUAGAAGUGUAAUAUAUAUUUUUCAAUAUUUGAACUGAAAAAGAGAAGACAAAUUGUUUCAUAAUGAUUCAUCAAAGAACAAACCAGAGAGAGUGAUCAUUUGGAGUCUAAUCAGAUAGAGAGAGAAGAGGGGACUGCCUCUAAAAUGAGUCUCUCUGGGGAGAGGGAGGAGGGCGCCUCUGCCUCUAAAAUAAGUAUUUUUGGGGAACAUGACACCACAGCUAAGAGUAUCAUUUCCAGGGACCAUAUAAAGGGACCAGCAUCUCCUGUACCCAGCUGUGUGUCCAUGAAGAGUGACCGGUCUAUGAAUCAACCUAUAGGGUUCAGAGAGGGAGACGUCUCUACUGAUCAAAGAGACCAACAGGAGAGAUCAGAGUCUGAGAUUCUCAGUGGUCAAUCUGUCCAGAGUCAUCAAACAGACCUGUCCUCUAUAUUCAGUUUACUUGAACAGAAUAUCAUGACAUUUGUGAAGAAAGAGUUAAAGAGGUUUAAGACAAUGCUGAGUUCAGAUCUCCCAGAAGGAUUCAAGAGUCAGAGGGAGGAUGAGGAAGGUGUGGACCCUGAAGAUGAGAAGCAGGAGAGCAGUGCCAAAGAGGGGGCUCUGAAGAUCACACUGCAUGUCCUGAGGAACAUGAACCAGAAGGAUCUUGCUGACACACUGGAGAAAAAUGAGCUUGCUGUGAUUUGCCAACAUGAUCUCAAAUCUAACCUGAAGAAGAAGUGUCAGUGCUUAUUUGAGGGUAUCGCUAAACAAGGGAACCCAACACUUCUCAAUAAGAUCUACACAGAGCUCUACAUCACAGAGGGUGGAAGUGGAGGAGUCAAUAAUGAACAUGAGGUGAGACAGAUUGAGACAACAGCCAGGAAACAAGCAAGACCAGAGACAGCAAUCAAAUGUAAUGACAUCUUCAAACCCAUACCUGGACAAGACAAACCUAUCAGAACUGUGCUGACAAAGGGUGUUGCUGGAAUUGGAAAAACAGUUUCUGUGCAGAAGUUCAUUCUUGACUGGGCUGAAGGAAAAGCCAAUCAGGAUGUCCAAUUUGUAUUUCCCCUCCCUUUUAGGGAGUUGAAUUUAAUGAAAGGGGAUAAACUCAGUUUGAUUCAACUCAUCAAUCAUUUCUCAGUUGAAACCAAUAAAGCAAGAAUCUCUAACUACAACAAAUACAAAGUUGUGUUCAUCUUUGAUGGUCUGGAUGAGUGCCGACUGCCCCUUGACUUCCAGAACAACAAGAGCUGUUAUGAUGUGACAGAGUCAACCUCAGUGGAUGUGCUGCUGACAAACCUCAUCAAGGGAAAUCUGCUUCCCUCUGCUCUCCUCUGGAUAACUACCAGACCUGCAGCAGCCAAUCAGAUCCCUUCAGGGUGUGUUGACCAGGUCACAGAGGUGAGAGGGUUCAAUGACCCACAGAAAGAGGAGUACUUCAGGAAGAGAUUCAGUGAUGAGGACCUGGCCAGCAGAAUCAUCUCACACAUAAAGACAUCAAGGAGCCUCCACAUCAUGUGUUACAUACCAGUCUUCUGUUGGAUCGUUGCUACAAUCCUUGAGCACAUGAUGACUACAGAUGAUAAAGGAGAGCUGCCCAAGACCCUAACAGACAUGUAUUCACACUUCCUUGUGUUUCAGUCCACACACAGGAAUGUAAAGUAUGAUGGGAAAAAAGAGACAGAACCACACUGGAAUAAAGAGAGCAUUGUGACACUGGGAAAACUGGCUUUUCAACAGCUACAGAAAGGCAAUCAGAUUUUCUAUGAAGAAGACCUGAAAGAUUGUGGCAUUGAUAUCAAUGAAGCAUCAGUCUACUCAGGAAUCUGUACACAGAUCUUUAAAGAGGAAUGUGGGCUGAACCAGGACAAGGUGUUCUGCUUUGUCCAUCUGAGUAUUCAGGAGUUUCUAGCAGCUGUCUAUGUGUUUCUCUCAUUCAAAAACAAAAAUAAGAAUCUAAUGGAUGAACAACAAUCAACUGAUGGAAACGUUUCAGUGCAGUUGAGGUACGAGCCUGAAGUAACAUUUUUCAAGACUGCUGUGGAUAAAGCCUUCCAGAGUAAGACUGGACACCUGGACCUUUUCCUUCGCUUCCUUCUGGGUCUCUCACUGGAGUCAAAUCAGAAGCAUUUACAAGGUCUACUGAGAGAGACCAGAAGCAGCUCACAGAGCCAUGAAGAAACCAUCAAGUACAUCAAGGAAAAGAUCAGGGAGAAUCCCUCUUCAGAGAGGUGCAUCAAUCUGUUCCACUGUCUGAAUGAACUGAAUGACCGUUCUCUAGUGGAGGAGAUCCAAAGAUACCUGAGUUCAGGACAUCUCUCCAGAGAAGAACUGUCACCUGCACAGUGGUCAGCUCUGGUCUUUGUAUUACUGACUUCAGAAGAGGAGAUUGAUGUGUUUGACCUGAAGAAAUACUCCACAUCAGAGAAAGGUCUUCUGGGGUUGUUGCCAGUGAUCAAAACCUGCAGAACUGCUCUACUGUCAGGUUGUGGAAUCACUGAGGAAGGCUGGGGCCAGGUGUGUCCUGUCCAUGGUGUUGACCCUCAGGGGUCAGGGACCAGGUGUGUCCUGUCCAUGGUGUUGACCCUCAGGGGUCAGGUGUGUCCUGUCCAUGGUGUUGACCCUCAGGGGCCAGGGGCCAGGUGUGUCCUGUCCAUGGUGCUGACCCUCAGGAGUCAGGUGUGUCCUGUCCAUGGUGUUGACCCUCAGGGGUCAGGGACCAGGUGUGUCCUGUCCAUGGUGUUGACCCUCAGGGACCAGGUGUGUCCUGUCCAUGGUGCUGACCCUCAGGGGUCAGGGGUCAGGUGUGUCCUGUCCAUGGUGUUGACCCUCAGGGGUCAGGUGUAUCCUGUCCAUGGUGCUGACCCUCAGGGGUCAGGUGUGUCCUGUCCAUGGUUGACCCUCAGGGGUCAGGUGUGUCCUGUCCAUGGUGCUGACCCUCAGGGGUCAGGUGUGUCCUGUCCAUGGUUGACCCUCAAGGGUCAGGAGAUCAGAGGCUCUGUAGGCGAUGACAUCACUGUCUCCACUAUUCCCGAGAAGGGAGGGGGAGCAGAGUGA
This is a messenger RNA of Esox lucius (northern pike), 3084 nucleotides long. Its product is annotated as NLR family CARD domain-containing protein 3-like. NCBI's taxonomy places the organism in Eukaryota, Metazoa, Chordata, Actinopteri, Esociformes, Esocidae. The record is from RefSeq and is a predicted model, not a curated record. Bases 187 to 3084 code for a protein of 965 amino acids. The transcript has 13 exons.